UGGCAAGCCCCCGGAGGGAGCCGCGGUAGUACGACGGAAGAUGGCGACCAGCGGCGGUGAAGAAGCGGCGGCAGCGGCGCCGGCACCCGGCGCCCCGGUAACGGGGACGGAUACGACCCCGGGCUGGGAGGUGGCGGUGCGGCCCCUGCUGUCCGCGUCCUACUCAGCCUUCGAGAUGAAGGAGUUGCCGCAGCUGGUGGCCUCAGUCAUCGAGAGUGAGUCGGAGAUCCUGCACCACGAGAAGCAGCAUGAACCAUUCUACUCAUCCUUUGUGGCACUUUCCACGCACUAUAUUACCACUGUUUGCAGCCUCAUUCCCCGGAACCAACUUCAGUCGGUGGCAGCAGCCUGUAAAGUUCUAAUUGAGUUUUCUCUCCUGCGUCUGGAGAAUCCAGAUGAGGCUUGUGCUGUGUCCCAGAAACACUUAAUUCUCCUAAUCAAAGGCCUGUGCACUGGCUGUAGCCGACUAGACAGAACUGAAAUUAUCACCUUCACAGCAAUGAUGAAAUCUGCCAAACUUCCACAAACAGUGAAGACACUGUCAGAUGUGGAAGAUCAGAAAGAGCUGGCCUCACCAGUAAGCCCUGAACUGAGGCAGAAAGAGGUACAGAUGAAUUUUUUGAACCAGCUGACCUCAGUUUUUAACCCUAGAACUGUAGUAUCAUCACCCAUCAGUCCACAGGCUCUGGUGGAAGGAGAAAAUGAUGAGCAGUCAUCCACAGACCAGGUCUCUGCUAUCAAGACCAAGAAUGUGUUCAUAGCUCAGAAUGUGGCUAGUCUUCAAGAGCUCGGUGCUCAGAGAAGCUACUUCGUGUAUGUUUGAACCUUCCAUAUUUCCUGCGCUACAUUAACCGGUUCCAGGAUGCAGUGUUGGCCAAUUCCUUUUUCAUCAUGCCUGCAACGGUAGCAGAUGCCACUGCUGUUCGU
Castor canadensis (American beaver) is the source of this 927-nucleotide messenger RNA. The record is from RefSeq and is a predicted model, not a curated record. Lineage: Eukaryota; Metazoa; Chordata; Mammalia; Rodentia; Castoridae.